Molecule: messenger RNA, 1818 nt
Organism: Colletotrichum higginsianum IMI 349063
Lineage: Eukaryota; Fungi; Ascomycota; Sordariomycetes; Glomerellales; Glomerellaceae
Product: Aureochrome1
Exons: 2
Coding region: 1-1818 (605 amino acids)
Source: RefSeq, a predicted model, not a curated record
AUGGCGGCCGUCUAUGACGCCGAUGACGACGCCGCAGCCUUCACCUCGUCCGGAAACGGCGAUGUUUCGAAGGCUAUUCUCCCCACAGGGUCCAUGGACGACGACGAGCUGCUCUCGAGGGUCUUGCCGCGGGUAGACACGGCGGCCAUUCAAGCGGCGCGUAUGGCCAUUGCACAGGAGUCCGAGUCCGAGUCCGACAACAAUAGCGAUGUAGAAUACGCUCGACCUCACACCCGCCAGUCUCUCUCCGAAUCCAGCCUGUUGAUGGGCCAGGGCGGCGCCAGUGACCGCUUCGAUGGUUUCCUUGAUACGGCCUUAGAGAGGCAUGGAAGGCAUGAAAGGCCUGAAAGGGCACCCCCCCGUUCCGCACGAGAGAGCGUCGAGCUUAGCCGCCCUUCCCGCUCGUUGUCUCGGGUCGACAUGGUCCCCCAGGACUACUCCCAUUCCCCUCGCCCUUACACCACCAGCAGGAAUGACGACAGGGAGGGCGUGGCCGUUCCCGCUCGCCGUUCCUCCCGUCCCGAUCCAGCCAUCGACAGCCCCGAUCGAGCAACAGCCAGGAGAAGAGGAAGCUCACGCCGCGACUAUAACACGCCACAACGCCCGCCGCGCGCCGACGAGAUCGAGGCCGCCAGACGGUUGCUGGCGCAGGUUUCCGAGGCCGAAGAACACUCGUACAGAGACGACGACAAAGGGGCAGAAGAUUAUCCCCCGAGGGUGCCUCGCUCCGCAACACCUCCGCCCAUAGGAGGCCGACGCCGGAGGCUCAUCCUUGUCGAUUCGGAGGAGGACGAGGACGACCGGGACGCCCACGGUGACAACGACGACGACGACCACGACAACGGCGGCGUCACCGACCAGGAAUACCACGGAUAUCUCCACGAGCCCAGUCGCAGCAGCAGCAGGAGGAGGAGGAGGGAGAACAGAGACAUAGCAGCGACGCCCGUCACCGUCAUCCACAACCCAAUCCAAGAAGACACGUCCGAACCGCAUCAUCGGUACACGCGCGACCGUCCCGUCACGCCGAGGACGUCGUCCAGGCAGUCGUCGCAACCGCCGGCGCGAUCGCGCGCGGCCGACGCCCUCGCCUCGCACAAGAGGGGGCUCCGGACGCCGGUUCUGGAUCACAACCGCCUGUAUCACGAUGCUGAGCCGCCGCCGAUCAGCCAACGACGACGACCACGCAACAACAGCAACGGCAGCACGAGCAACAAACCACGCGCCCGCAGGACGACAACAGCAACAGCAGCAGCAGCGGCAGCAGCAGUGGCACCGGCAACAAUAGCAACAACAGCGUAUUACAGAGAGCGCCCAGGCAUGGAGGAGGAGGUGGUCCACGACUACAGCGUGAAGAAUGGGCUGGGCGGCGGGCCGCCGGCGAUGCUGACGCCGGACUACAGGCCGGCGACGGCCGACGGGAGGAAGACGGCGAUGAGCGACGACUCCUUUUCCAUCUCGAGGCAGUCGACAUCGAAGCAGAGCGUCACGAGCAACGGGUCGUCGAGCCGCGGCGUCGACUUCUUCGGGCCGGGCAUCUUUCAGGUCGUCCUGCACAACCCGACGACGGUGCACCAGCUGCUCAAGUUCGCCGAGGCCCGCUUCUGCAGCGAGAGCGUCGAGUUUCUGAAGAAGGUCGAACAGUAUCAGACCGUCCUGAACGACCUCGCCGGCAUCAUGACGAGCAUCCACAAGGACUUCCUCGCCGAGGACUCGACCAAGCAGAUCAACGUCAACGGCGAGCUGCGCAAGUCGGUCCACGCCGAGAUGAAGUCCCUCGUCACCAAGACGCUCCCGUCCAUGGAGACGCUCUUCUCGUAG